AUGAGCUUUGAGACUUCUACGGCACAUCAAAUUUGGAGCUAUGUUGUUUUCAACUCUCUCUUUGCUAUCAUCAUCUCGUUCAAUCUGAGCCUCAUUGCAGGACUGUGGUAUUAUCCCACACAAACGCUGCUUGGCUUUAUCAUACCCUACUACAGUUACAUCAAAAUCUUGGCUCCCGCUGAAUUCAUGGCAACUGGAAUGCGGUGGCAGAGUUUCAGCAAAGACUUUGCGGUACUUCACACGAUGCGAAAGCAUUUGACCCUACGCUUUGCACCACCUCCCAAGAAAUUGGUCCAAGCCGAAGGCAAACCCGACGCUCAGUUUCUGAUUGCAACAUUCCCACAUGGUGUUGCAUCAGAAUAUCGAGUUGCUAUGGAUGGAAUGAUGCGCGAAGUUUUCCCUAAUGUUCAUGACAAGGUUGUCGUCCUGACGGCUUCUGUGCUCUUUGCCAUUCCAUUGGUACGUGAACUGGCCUUGUGGACGGGUUGUGUCGACGCUAGAAAGUCCGUCGCAGAAAAGGCGAUUUCCAUGGGUCGAUCGAUUCUAGUUCUACCCGGUGGAGAAGCCGAACAGAUUCGGACCAUCUAUCAAAAGGAGAGGGUGUAUUUGAAACGUCGCAAAGGUUUUAUCAAGUUGGCAUUGAAACAUGGGAUUCCCGUCGUGCCAUCCUAUCUGUUUGGUGUAAACGACUAUUACUACACCUCCAGUAUUCUAUUUCAACCAAGAUUGUGGCUGCAAAAGAGCAUGGGAAUUUGCAUCCCUAUGGCAGUUGGGUUGUAUGGCUCCAUAUUUUGCCCAUUUGCAGUCCCAACCACUGUUGUGUAUGGAGAACCGUUGUCCUUUACGGUGAAAGACAAACUUUCUCCAACAUCUGAAGAAUUGGACGCUGCUCAUGAUCAAUUCUGUAAGGCAUUGAAGGAUCUGUUUGAUCAACACAAGAAAGAGCUGGGGUACGGAGAUCGAGAGUUGGAAAUUAUGUGA
This is a messenger RNA of Cylindrotheca closterium, 981 nucleotides long. NCBI's taxonomy places the organism in Eukaryota, Bacillariophyta, Bacillariophyceae, Bacillariales, Bacillariaceae. The record is from the annotation of a GenBank genome assembly.